AUGUCAGACACACUCCACAGUGUAAUUGAGUUCUUUUCCGUUGAACUAUGGCAAGAAGUUUUUGAUUAUUUCAAUUCAAAUGACUUAUGGUACUCAUUUCGUGAUUUAAAUAAAAGAAUUUAUGCAAUCAUUGAUCAGACAAUGCUACAUUUAAAUUUUCAAAAGCAAGGCAAUUAUGAUUAUUGUAUGAAAAAUAUUUUACCAUCAAUAAAUGCUGCUAAUAUCCGAUCAUUAAAAUUACAAAAAUCCAAUGAAAUAAAACAUUUUUUCUCUAUCUAUUCUCUUAAUUCAUUGAUUCAACUUCGUUUACUAUCAUUAACUUUUAUGAAUUCUUUUAAUGAUAAUUCAUUUCAAUUCUGGAAUUAA
This is a messenger RNA of Rotaria socialis, 366 nucleotides long. The record is from the annotation of a GenBank genome assembly. NCBI's taxonomy places the organism in Eukaryota, Metazoa, Rotifera, Eurotatoria, Philodinida, Philodinidae.